CUCUAUAUUAUUGAAAUAAUUAUGGCGAGUAAAUCUGGAAAAUCAAAGGCAAAGUCCAGCUAUACAGAUCUACAUGCAAUUAUUGAUGAGAUUGCUAGAGAAAGUGACACAGAUUUACAAGAAGAUGUAUCAGAUUGUGUGUCAAGUUUGGACUCCCAAUUUGAGGACAUGUUUUUGUAUGGAGAAGACGCAAUUCUCGAUUGUCCCUCCGAUUCUGAUUGGGAGCCCCCACUGCCAAGUUGCCCUUCCCCCAGGGGAGCUUGUUCAUUUAGCCGGACCCCUGCUGUCUCCGGCUCCACAUCUACCCCCGCCCUGCCAGGUGUGACAAAGAAGCGGCGAUGGGGAAGAGAUACACCUGCAAUCAGAGAGGAGGAGGGUCGUUGGCACUCUGUGCUGGAGGAGGAUGUGGCGCCUCCACCUCCAUUAUUCAGACCAAAGAGGCCAUUAGGCCCAAAGCUGGAUAUGACAUCUAAGUAUAGCCCCAUGCAGCUUUUCCAGCUGUUUUUCACCUCAUCUGUUGUUGAUUCCCUGGUGUUGAACACUAACAAGUAUGGUGCUAAGAAGCAGGCAGGCAAGAAAGAGGGAUGGAAGCCCAUUUCCAUGUCAGAUCUUUUUUGUUUCCUGUCAAUGGUCAUUUACAUGGGUAUUGUGAAGUUGAAAACCCUGAAAGACUACUGGAAAACUGCUCCCCUCUAUCAACUGCCUUUCCCCUCCGCUGUCAUGUCUUGCAAAAGGUUUCUGACAAUCUCACGGGCUCUUCACAUCAGUGACCCAGAAGUUGAUGAGGACAACGAGAAGAAGAGAGGCACAGCAAGGUUUGAUAAGCUUUGCAAAAUAAAACCUCUCUACCCCAGCAUCGUUGAGGCAUGCAAGACUUAUUUUCAGCCUGGCCAGAACCUGUCCAUCGAUGAGAGGAUGGUAGCCUCAAAGGCCAGAAUUAGCCUAAAGCAAUACAUGCGUAAUAAACCAACUAAGUGGGGUUACAAGCUGUUUGUUUUGGCUGAUUCUGCGUGUGCCUACACGUGCAAUUUUUUUGUCUAUGAGGGGAAGAGCAGUUUUGCGACCGCUAUCAAGGACUACAACAAGAGCAUGGGAGGUGUGGACCUGUCAGAUGCACUGAUUGGCUACUACAAUGUGCUCCAUAAAACAAUGAAGUGGUACAAGACAUUUUUCUAUCACUUCAUUGACAUUGCUGUGGGUAGGGUAGUGAGGUCGCCUGUGUUACCCUCCUGGCAGCCAGAGAUGCAGCGGUGUGAGACCGCGGGCUGCCAUGGCCAUGCCCACGCCUGCCAGUCCCCUGUUAUCUGCAGCCACAGAGCCACCAGAGCCACCAGAGCCACCGCUAUCUUCCCUCGCGCCACCACCUACGCUACCGCCACGCUCCUGUCUGCUCAGCUGCAGACCCAACCGGUGCCACUGCUCCAGCCCUGGCAUUCCUGCAGCAGGCAGAUAGCAUUCAGGAUGCGACCUGGAGCAACGCCACAGAGGGGACUGGAAGAAACUCACUCCCAAAAGCCUGGAUGA
Salvelinus namaycush (lake trout) is the source of this 1524-nucleotide messenger RNA. RefSeq lists its product as uncharacterized. The coding region runs from base 22 to 1524 and encodes 500 amino acids. The record is from RefSeq and is a predicted model, not a curated record. The transcript has 4 exons. NCBI's taxonomy places the organism in Eukaryota, Metazoa, Chordata, Actinopteri, Salmoniformes, Salmonidae.